AUGGGAUUACCGGAUUUGCCAGAACAGAAUGAUGAAGAUGAUACUUUUUGUAUCAGAGAAGACAACAUAAUCAAUGUUGAAAUAACAAGUGAUGAGAGUGAAUAUGAAUCCGGUGAAGAAAAUGGACAUAUAGGAUAUCAGCCGCUUAGUUUGCAGGAAUUUAAUGAAUCAACAAUGGAUAUUGAUGAUGAUGAUGAUGCUGAUGAAGACACCGAGCCCGAAGAGUUAUCAUCUCCGCAUAGUGCUUAUAUAUCUAGUGCACAUCACCCGAAUUCAGAUUUUCUCAACGUGGAUGUAUGGAAUGCACCAAGACCCGAAGAGUUGAACAUUGAAUUGGAUGGAGCUAAAUCAAAUCAGAUUCUAAAUGUGAUGGCUGCAAUACAGUUGCCAAAUUUGUCUGUCCCAGAUUGGGCUAAAGGUAUUCCUGAGGACAAGUGGAAGGAAGAUCUGCUUCUUCGAAUUCGUCAGCAUUCUUUUCCGCGAGAGGCCCAGAAACCAGAUGCUUAA
This is a messenger RNA of Topomyia yanbarensis, 507 nucleotides long. RefSeq lists its product as uncharacterized. The transcript has 2 exons. Lineage: Eukaryota; Metazoa; Arthropoda; Insecta; Diptera; Culicidae. The record is from RefSeq and is a predicted model, not a curated record. The coding region runs from base 1 to 507 and encodes 168 amino acids. Gene Ontology annotation, biological process: spermatogenesis.